AUGCGAAAAGUUGACAUGCGGACUGUACCAUGGUUAUCUUUCCUGUAUUUGCUUUGCUUCCUCGACAGAACGAGUAUUGGAAAUGCAAAGCUGUACAGCAUGGAGAAAGAAUUAAACAUCACCGACACUCAGUAUUUGAUAUGCCUAACGAUUUUCUUCAUAUCCUACGCACUAUUCGAGGUACCCUCGAACAUCAUCUUGAAGCGUCUAAAACCAUCUGUAUGGCUUUCGGUGCUCAUGGUUCUCUGGGGUAUUAUGAUGACGGUGCAAGGCCUAGUGCACAACUACAGCGGCCUACUGGUUAUGAGAUGGAUGCUUGGUACCUUCGAGGCCGGACUUUUUCCUGGAGUCACUUACUAUCUCUCAUGCUGGUAUAAACGUUCAGAAUUUGGUAUCCGCGCUGCCAUAUUCUUCUCGGCUGCGACUAUUUCCGGCGCAUUCGGUGGCCUUCUCGCUGUCGCCAUAGCCAAGAUGAAUGGGAUCGGUGGAAAGCCUGCCUGGGCGUGGAUCUUUAUCAUCGAGGGCCUUAUUACCGUUGCGGCAGGUGCUGUCUCAUACUGGAUUAUCGUCGACUUCCCGGACACUGCAACAUUCCUUUCCGAGGCCGAACGGACAGUCGUUAUUCGUCGCCUGCAGGGUGAUGCCCAAUUUAGUGCUGCUGGAGAAAAGAUGGAGUGGCGACACAUCAGAAAGGCACUGACCGAAUGGAAAACCUACCUUGCCAUGAUUGUCUACGCCGGAGUUGACAUGCCUUUGUAUGCAUUCGCAUUGUUCUUGCCGAGUAUCAUUAACCAAGUAAGAUAUUCUGCAACUAAAGCGAAUCUACUAACCGUUCCUGUUUACGCACUCGCUUGCAUAUCUACUUGCCUCGUCGGCUUCCUCGCCGACCGGUACGGAAACCGUGGAAUGUAUAACUUCAUUCUGCUUUCUAUCGCUGCUGUGGGAUACAUCAUUUUGAUUGCCUCCCGCAACGCUGCAUUGUCAUACUUUGCGGUAUUUUUAUCUGCUUGCGGCAUUUACCCUUGCAUUCAUAGUGCCUGGAUGUCCAAUAACUCAGAGGGAACAUACAAGCGUAGUGUCGCUCUUGCGAUGGUUAUCAGCUGGGGCAACUUGCAAGGCGCCGUUAGUUCUAACGUCUAUCGUGCAAACCAGACGCCUUGGUACCCAUUAGGCCAUGGACUUGUGCUGAUGUACAUCGGAACUGGUCUCAUCGCUACGGUCACGUUCAGGUUCCUCUUAAAACGGGAGAACGCUCGUCGGGACCGCGGGGAGCGAGAUGAAAUCAUCGAGGGACAUGAGGGAGGCUUUGAAGUCAAUGGUCGGUUCGCAAGCGUUGACGAUGCCAGGAGAGAAAAGGGAGACGAAUGGAGUGGUUAUAGAUACACUCUAUGA
Molecule: messenger RNA, 1392 nt
Organism: Suillus subaureus
Lineage: Eukaryota; Fungi; Basidiomycota; Agaricomycetes; Boletales; Suillaceae
Product: MFS general substrate transporter
Exons: 14
Coding region: 1-1392 (463 amino acids)
Biological process (GO): transmembrane transport
Cellular component (GO): membrane
Molecular function (GO): transmembrane transporter activity
Source: RefSeq, a predicted model, not a curated record